AUGCCGGGGAGGAGGGCGCGCAGGGGCGCGCAGCCGAGCCCCCCGCGGACAACUCCAGAACAUGAAGUUGUCCUCGACUGUGCUGUUCAGCUCAGGAGAAUCGGGGACAAGCUGAGCUUCCGGCAGAAGCUUCUGAACUUGAUAUAUAAACUCUUCCACUUGGGCACCUGA
Elephantulus edwardii (Cape elephant shrew) is the source of this 171-nucleotide messenger RNA. It is a transcript of the gene PMAIP1, whose product is annotated as phorbol-12-myristate-13-acetate-induced protein 1. Gene Ontology annotation, cellular component: mitochondrion. Gene Ontology annotation, biological process: apoptotic process; DNA damage response; release of cytochrome c from mitochondria. The coding region runs from base 1 to 171 and encodes 56 amino acids. Lineage: Eukaryota; Metazoa; Chordata; Mammalia; Macroscelidea; Macroscelididae. The record is from RefSeq and is a predicted model, not a curated record. The transcript has 2 exons.